AGGAAGUGACUGUCUCAUUUCUCUCUUUGCUGUCGUACUGACUCUUCUGUGAAUAUUUGGAUCAGUAAUCAGUGCAGAACUAAGGGAAAUACUUUCAACAAGGAUUUUUGUGAAGUUAGUUUCAGAGUAGACAGCAGAUCUUUGAUGAUUCUGAUGGUUAUUCGUUCUUGAAAGCAACAAUUCAGAAAGUGAAAGUAAAGUUCAGAUCGUUGAGCUUUUACAAACAGUAAAAAUGGCUUCUCUAUCUGUGGAAGAUCUCUCUUGUCCAGUGUGCUGUGAAAUCUACAAGGAUCCUGUUUUUCUGUCGUGUAGUCACAGUUUGUGUAAAGAGUGUCUUCAAAAGUUCUGGAAAACCAAGAGAACUCAAGAGUGUCCCAUCUGCAGGAAAAGAUCUUCAAAUCAAGACCCUCCUUGUAAUCUGGUGUUGAAGAACUUGUGUGAUUCAUUCCUAAAGGAGAGAUCAGAGUGUGAGGAGAUCUGCAGUUUACACAGAGAGAAACUCAAACUCUUCUGUCUGGAUGAUAAACAGCCGGUGUGUUUCGUGUGCAGAGAUUCAGAGAAACACACCAAUCAUAAAUUCAAACCCAUCUGUGAAGUUCUUCCAUCUUACAAGGAGGAACUCAAUACAACACUGAAGUCUUUACAAAAGAAACUCAAACACACUGAAAUCAUUAAAGGAAAGUGUGAUGAAGCAGUUCAACACAUCAAGACUCAAGCUGAGCACACAGAGCGUCAGAUUAAAGAGCAGUUUAAGAAGCUUCAUGAGUUUCUCCGAGAUGAAGAAGAAGCUACAAUCACUUCACUGAGAGAGGAAGAGGAGCAGAAGAGUCAGAUGAUGAAGAAGAAGCUUGAGGAGAUGAACACACACAUCUCAGCUCUUUCACACACAAUCAAACACAUGGAGGAAAUGAUGAAAUCCAAUGACGAUGUGUCAUUUCUAAAGAACUUUAAUGUGACAAUGGAAAGAGCCCAGAUCUCACAGCCGGAUUCACAGAUGACAUCUGGAGCUCUCAUUCAUGUGCCACAUUACUUGGACAACCUGACAUUCAGAGUCUGGAAGAAGAUGCAAGACAUUGUCCACAAGACUCCUGUGAUUCUGGAUCCAAACACUGCAAAUCCACGCCUGAUCCUGUCUCAUGAUCUGACCAGGGUGAGAUACAGCCUGAACAUUCAACCGAUUCCUGAUAAUCCAGAGAGAUUUGACUAUUAUGAGUGUGUUCUGGGUUCAGAGGGUUUUAAUUCAGGAACACACUGCUGGGAUGUGGAGGUUAAAGACAAUAUACUCUGGAUUAUUGGAGUAACUACAGCAUCAAACCAGAGGAAGGGAAGUGUUUUCUUCAGCACUGAUGUCUGGAGUGUGCAGUAUGAUGAGUUUGGAUUAUUCCCACUAUACAUCAAUAAUCCCUCCACUGUGUUUCAUGUCACACAAUAUCUUGAGCGUCUGAGAGUUCAUCUGGAUUAUGACGGAGGAAAAGUGUCAUUCUCUGAUCCUGUAACUAACACACAUCUACACACAUUCACACACACAUUUACACACACACUCUUGCCAUUCUUCUGUAGUUUUGAUUUCACUCCUCUGAGGAUUUUACCAGUUAAACUGAUGGUGACAGAAAAUCACAGUUCUGACUGAUUGUGAUUAUCGAUGAUAAAAUAAGAGAAUUUAAGUGAAAUCAUUGUGAAUUGUUGAUCUUUGUAAAGGACUGAUAGGAGGUGAUUUUAGACUUUAUUAUCAGUUUUCUGUCUUCUUUACAUUAUUUCAUGUCUUAUGAAUGUAUAUUCUGAUGUAUAAUAACCAAUAAUCAUAAUUAUUUAGGCGUGAUCAAGGUUAGAUUGAAUUGUUUUAUGUCUUGAUACACCGCUUGAUGACAAUAUGAGACAAUUUAAGAUUAAAUAAAAUCAUGAAAUCCUCAAAAUUCAGAGUUUUUCUUACAGUAACAGUCAUUAUACAAAAGUAUUAUAUUGUGUUUUACAGUACGUGGAAAUGAACAACUUCAUCAAUAAGACAAAAGUGCCUUACAUAUUUAUAUUUAUACAUAUAUGAAAGUAAUGUCGUCACCUCCAGCCAGUCUUAAAUAAUGUGUCUGUUAUAAACAUCCUCAUGUGUCUCUGAUCUCAUCUCUGACCCUCUUAUGACCCCUGAUUUCUGCAUAAUGUCCAUCAGUGUGUUUUCUGCAGUCUGAUGCUUUGACAUGAUAUUGAUCA
Xyrauchen texanus (razorback sucker) is the source of this 2202-nucleotide messenger RNA. RefSeq names its product nuclear factor 7, ovary-like. Gene Ontology annotation, molecular function: zinc ion binding; protein binding. The coding region runs from base 233 to 1630 and encodes 465 amino acids. The record is from RefSeq and is a predicted model, not a curated record. The transcript has 6 exons. Lineage: Eukaryota; Metazoa; Chordata; Actinopteri; Cypriniformes; Catostomidae.